UCCCUAACAUAGUGUGCCCUGCGGCCCCUGCCCUACACGUCCCCGUAAGAUAUUCUCCGUAUUUAAACCGCAAAAACCCUAAAUUUUUAGUGUUCUUUCUCAAAACACAGACCUACAGGGCAACACAGCCGUCUCGCUUCUACUCUCGAAAUGGCCAAGCGUAGGGGAGGAACGGCAGGAAGUAAGUUCAGGAUGUCAUUAGGUCUUCCAGUAGCUGCAACAGUGAAUUGUGCUGAUAACACUGGAGCUAAGAAUCUUUACAUCAUUUCUGUUAAGGGUAUUAAGGGUCGUCUUAAUAGGUUGCCAUCAGCUUGUGUUGGUGAUAUGGUUAUGGCUACUGUUAAGAAAGGUAAACCUGAUCUUAGGAAGAAGGUUAUGCCUGCUGUGAUUGUUAGACAACGUAAAGCUUGGCGCCGUAAGGAUGGUGUUUUCAUGUACUUUGAAGAUAAUGCCGGAGUUAUUGUGAAUCCCAAGGGAGAAAUGAAAGGAUCUGCAAUUACCGGACCAAUUGGAAAAGAAUGUGCUGAUCUAUGGCCAAGGAUUGCUAGUGCUGCCAAUGCAAUUGUUUAAGAUUACUAAUAGUUGAGAUUUGAGAAGUCUUGGCAUAAAACUUUUGGGGAUAGAUCUUUUUUAUCUUCUUCUUUUGGGGAUAACAGAACAGUUUUAUAAUAGGUUAGUUAUUCAGAGGAUAUGAGUUAUGUUUUGCUGUUUAUUCGUGAAUCACAAUGCUCAGUUACUUCAGUAAUGGCUUUUGAAGAAUUUUCUUUUACCUCCAUUGAUAAAACUGGCUACAUAUAUAUGCUUAUUAGAGUUAAAGGUUCUAAAC
This is a messenger RNA of Papaver somniferum (opium poppy), 826 nucleotides long. RefSeq names its product 60S ribosomal protein L23. Gene Ontology annotation, biological process: translation. Gene Ontology annotation, cellular component: cytosolic large ribosomal subunit; ribosome. NCBI's taxonomy places the organism in Eukaryota, Viridiplantae, Streptophyta, Magnoliopsida, Ranunculales, Papaveraceae. The transcript has 4 exons. Gene Ontology annotation, molecular function: large ribosomal subunit rRNA binding; structural constituent of ribosome. Bases 151 to 570 code for a protein of 139 amino acids. The record is from RefSeq and is a predicted model, not a curated record.